GUACAUGAAUAAGUCAGUCAAAAUCAAAUAGACAAUAUUUAAGAUUUUUGCGCAAAAUUCAAAAUUUCCUUUUCAGAUGGAAGCCGGUUUGUUCGCUUCCACAUUAGGCUGUUGCUGAUAGUAUCCGAUCAACGGACAUUGAGUAUUCUGCCUAGACAAUGGUUUAUAAAUACUUGUACUUCUUUGGUGAUAGUCGUAGUAGUUCUUGAAGUUUCACCGCUGUACAGUAGAACUAUCUUGACGUUAGGAAUUCAGAUUUUUACUUUGAUAUCGGUUGACAGUUGUUUUGAGUUCCAUAUGUUCUUUAACUGUGGGAAUGCUACCCUUACUUUGCCGAUCCUUGACUUUACGUCUGCAUCAGAUCAUCCUUGUUCAUCUAUGAUACUGUCCGGGUAGGUACGUGAAAGUUUCCACCUCUUCCAGAGUUUCUUCAUCAAGUGUGAUUGGACUGGUGUUCUCUGUGUUGUAUUGGAUGAUUUUCCUUUUUCCCUUGUGUAUAUUGAGGCCUACUGAUGUAGAGGCUUCUGCUACACUGUCCGUCUUGACUUUCAUUUCUUGGUGUGCAUGGGAUGGGAGAGUUAAGUGAUCUGCGAAGUCCAAAUCGUCUGGUUGCAUCCAACCUGUCCAUUGUAUUCCGUGCUUCCCCUCAGAUGUCGAGGUUUUCAUAAUCCGGUCAACCACCGGAAGAAAGAGAAAGGGUGAGAUUUAGGCAGCCUUUUCUGAAUCCGGUCCUUACUUGGAAUGCGUCUGUCAGUUGUCUCUCAUCCACCACUUUGCAAUGUGGUCCGUCGUAUGAAUUCCAGAUGAUGUUGGUGAUCUCAGCUACUCACUCCACAUUGUCGAAAAACGUUCCAUAAGGUCCUCCUAUCCACACUGUCAAAUGCUUUCUCUUAGUUAAUGAAGUUGAUGUAUAUUGACAAGUUCCAUUCAAUUGAUUACACAAAGAUGAUCCAUGGUGUGGCGAUUCGGUCUAUGCACGACCGAUCCUUGCGGAAUCCGGUCUGUUGAUCUCGAAGUUGAGUGUCUACUGAAUCUUUCAUCCGGUCCGAUAGCACUUUGUUAAGAACUUUUCUUGGUACCGAUAGCAGUGUGAUGCUUCUGUAGUUCUCACACUUGCUCAGAUCUUCUUUCUUUGAUAUCUUGAUGAGGUAUCCUUAUCUCUAGUCUGUCGAUGGGACUUGUUCUUCGUCCCAGAUCUUCCUGAAUGGUGUAUGAAGCAUGUUUUCAGUUGCUUCUGUGUCUGGCUACAGUUCGUCAGUUGGUUUAUUGUCAGGUUCUGCUGCUUUCACACUCUUGAUUUAUCUGAUGGCCAUUCUGAUUUCUUCGAUCGUUGGUGAAGUGACAUCUAUCGAAAGGUUUGUUUGUUCUGCUUUCGAUGUCCGGUGAAUUCAGUGGAGCUGGUCCAUUCAAGAGUUUCUCAAAGUGCCCUACUGAUCUGUUCCUCUGUUUUUGAAUCGCAGUACUUGGCUUGCCUUCCUUGUCCUUGACCUGUCUCUCUCGUUUACCAUACUUCCCUGUUAGUUUUGUUGUUUGAUGUUUCCCCCAAAUGCCCUGGUACUGUUGAGAGUGGGGAGAGUCCGCUCUCCCUCUCCAAAUGCUCUCACAUGGCCACGCGUAUAUAGCCUCUGCCAGGGAAGUCCUACUCACUGCCUUCUCGUGGCACUACUGUUGUUUACGAAAAGGAGAGGACGAAAAGCGAUUGUCUGGCGCUUUAACCGGAUCCCAAACCAAAUCAGUGGUGCACAUGGGCUCCAGUAUCCUGCGGGAAGAAAUGGCGUAUGAACCAAUUGUUGGUCACUGGCUUCCAUGGGACUGCAUCUCCUUACGAUGUUCCACCACCUUGUGGAUCAGACCUUCAGGUCGAAGGCUCGUAGGGUGGCCCUCCUAAGAAAACCACUUUCUUCGGUUUGGGCACCCGAGCAGUAUCACAGCCCUCACACAUAUCGAAUGAGAUUUGUGUGGCGCAUAUGUAUUUGGUGCCUCCUUGUACCAAUAUCUAUGUGUUAAAAUAAAAUAAAAUAAAUAAUUCCUUCUCUUGCAGUUUUAUCCACUGUCCUUGUUAGGUCUUCCACAUAUUUCUGCUUGUCAGCUCUAAUGCUCCUCCCCACUUGCUUGGCUGCUUCAGUGUAUUCAGCCUGUGCCUUAAAUUUCCCUGCUCUUGUUUGGUUGUUGUCAAUUGCUAUCUUCUUGUUCUUCCUUUCUUGAAUCUUCUCCGGGGUUUCGAUAGAGAUCCAUUCCUUAUGAUGUUGCUCGUUGCCGUCCAGCACCUGACACCUUGAAAUUAGUGCUUGAUUGAUCGCUUUCUAGUUGCCCGUCAUAGUAGUUCCCUCUUUCAGUAGAUCCUGUGAGGCUUGUCACCUGUUGUUGGUAGUUAUCUUGAAUUCGUUGAGUUUGUCAGUAUCUUGUAGGAAGGCUGUAUUGAACCUUUGUACUGCUGUUUCCCCAGCUGUCCAGUGUUUCUUUAGCUUCAGUUUCAUCUUGGCCACAGCAUGUAGAUGGCGAUCUGAAGCUAUGUCAGAUUCUCUCCUCCUUCUCACGUCUUCCAUUGACCUGAAUCUUUUAGUGGUGCAAAUAUGAUUGAUCUAGUUCUGUGUAGUGUGGUCCGGUGAUACCCAUGUAGCUUUGUGUAUACGUUUGUAUAGGAAUAUUGUGCCGCCUGUAACCAUUUUGUUGGAUGCACAGAUUUUCAAAUCUGUCGCUAUCCUCGUUUCUUUUUCCCAGUCCAUGCCGUCUGAUGAUAUCUUCAUAUCCGGUGUUGUCUAUUCCGACUUUGGCGUUUAGAUCUCCCAUCAGAAUGGUGAGGUCCUUUCUUCGGCACUUCUCUAUGAUUGAUUGCAGCCGCUCGUAGAAUUGAUCUUUAAUGUCGUCGUUGCUAUCAUUGGUGGGGGCAUAACAUUGGAUAAUAUUCAUUGUGAUCCCCUCCUUCUGUGUUUUGAAUGAUGCUCUGAUGAUUCUGGAUCCGUGAGAUUCCCAUCCUACAAGUGUAUUUCUUGCUACUCUGGACAGCAUUAGAGCAACUCCCUGAGUGUGUGUGGGACCGCAAGCUACUUUGCUCACCACUUUCAUGGAGUCAUCCAAAUCCAGCCAGUGCUCAUCUAUACUUUCCGGUGGGUUGAUAGUUUUCUCUGAACUUAGCUCGGCUUGAUAUUUAUUUACAACAGAAAUUGCAGCCAAUUUGCUGACAUCAAUCCGUUUAGGACGAUAAGUUUAUUGGCUAACUGAAACGUAAAUUAAGGUUGGCGCAAACAAAGGCAUGACCAGAGUCCAGAUAGGUACUCUAAAAGGAGUGUCAGUCUUGUACACAACCACACCAGCGUUAGCCGAUCACGAUGUGACCAAUCUGAGUCCAGGUUUGAGAUCCAGAGGGAGGACUCCAGGUAACACCGCUAUGACUAUUCCGGUAGUUAGUGCUAGCCAGGAACAGUUUGUAAUCUGCGAAAAGUUUCAGUAGAUGGUCAUCGUCAUCUGAUCUGCGACCAACAAGUCCCCAUCGGCCACCUAAACGACUCUCCUCUGUGCCUAGACGCCCGACCUGAACACUCAAGUCUCCGGCUAGUACUACAAUAUCUGUUGAACGCACUUUCUGUAGAAGAGCACUUAACUGGUGGCAGGAUUCAUCCUUGAUCGCAUCCGGGUUGCAAUGUGUCGGGACGUAAGUGGAAGUAACAAAAAGACAUCUUUCCUCACACCGACUUGUUAUUACUUUGCUGGGACCUUCUAAAUCUAACAACACAUUAUUGACUGUUAAUGGAGAUCCAAUCAAUCAGUGCUGCCUCAGCUCUAGCGCUCAGUGCGACCAGACGAAGAUGCGACAGGGUCCUUUGAUAAACGCAUGUGAAACAAGAUUUUAAAUGGGCAGAUGGAGAGCAAAUUCACUAGAGUUUUAAAUACAGGUAUAAUCUAUAUGGCAGUGGAGCAACGUUAGAUAAUGCAGUCUCAUGGUACCCGGUGAUCAAGAAUAGGUUUAUACUCCAUUUGUUCCCUCAGGUUCCCGGAACCCAUGUUUACCACUGAUUUUGAAUAAGGGCUUUCUAUCUCUUCGAGGCGCAUCCUCCGUGCCCACCAACCCGGUUUAAGCUUCGGCCAUUCACUUUGCAUCCUCUCAAUUUCGUCAACAACGCCGCCGCCAGAAGGAAAGUAAGACUACCCUGGAAGUGACAAUAUAGACGUCGUCAUAUGUGAGUACUGCGAGAGGGAGAGCGAACUUACUACUCUCUCCUGUGCCAGGACGUUCGAGGCUAGUCGUACAGAGGAAUUAAAACAGUUAUCACCAAUUGUCAGGUGGUGUAACAUUACCAAUCAAGUUCCUAAUUUCCAUUACAAUGGAUUCUAUCUCAGCGGUCUAAAGUUGUCAAGCUUACUCAGAGCUUCGUUUGUAGGAAGACACCAUAAGUGACUCAAGUUGAUAAAAGCUAAACGAACUUUAUCAACCUGUAAUAAAUUUUGCCAGAUACCAACUCACCACAGUUGAUGAGAUAUCCAUGUACUCAACAGCUACCUCUUAUCAUUGGUUUAGACGUUAACUAAGACCAGUUCUAAAGCAACAUCUUCCACUUAGAAUUAGAGAAAUGAAUCACAAUCACGCUUGUAUUGUUGCUCAAAGCUAUCAGAGGACUGCGUUUUCUAAAUCGCUAAAAAAUCUCUGAAAAGUUAUCUGUUUGUUAUAUCUAAAAGAGCCGUAAUGUAGGAUAAAGCAGGUAAGUGGCUCGUGAGGAAUAUUAACUUCUAAUCCUUUUAAUGGUUGCUAUUUUACGACACAUUUUUUAUUAUUCAAUCUUACCCACAUAGACCGGAAAUGAUCCCAACUUCAAAAUUACAAGAUCCAAUAGUUACCAAUCCUUCAGAAGUUAACCCUAUUAAUUCUUUAUCAAAUAUGCCUAAAAUGAAUCCUCAUGACACUUCCGUUGUUGUUAAUGCCAACAAUUAUUCUCAUAAAUUUAAAAGUUUACAUAAAACUGUUUAUUCAACUUGUACCAGUUCAAAUACUCAGAAUAAUAAAGAUACUGUCAGUGAUUAUCAUCAUCAACAACAACAUGGUCAUGAUAAGACGAUAAAUAAAACAAGUCAUACCGCUGUUGAUGAUGAAGAAGAUAAUAUGGAAGUAUCAGAUGGCGAAGAACCUUCUGAUAUAACAAAUCAAAGCAUACUGGAUAAAAAAGUAAAUCCAAAUGAUCAGUCUGAUGUAUGCUCACAACAAGAUAAAGAUUGGCGUAUAUUUACUGAAGUGAAAUGUAAUGUAAUGAAACCAAUAAACUGCGUAAGUUUUAUGUUUGUUUUUCCUGAUUAUCAAAGUUAUUGUCUAAUUGAAAGGUUUUGAUUGAGAUUAGUUUAAUUGUUUAUACGUUGUGUCCAUCACAGAUGAGUUAGGAACAACAGUAUAGCAUAAUAUAUUGUUUUGUAAAUCAUUGGAUGUGUGACGCGUCGUCGACUACUGAUGGUAUCUGUCCUUGUGUACUUUCUUUCAAAUUCAAACUGAGGUUGAUAAUGAUAAUACUACUACUACUACUAAUAAUAAUAAUAAUAAUAAUAAUGAUAAUAAUAAUAAUAAUAAUAAUAAGCUGAUUAUAGCGUAGUUACACUUAAAAGUUGUAUGAUUCUAUAAGAUUUUUUCGGAAACUGUAAUCAUCGUAAAUUAUUCCCAAAUUUCAUAAAUUGUGUUAAUCAAGUUGGUUUAUAGUAACGUAAUACAUUGAAUUAGUUUAGAUUGAGUCAUAAAGCUUGGCAAUUAAAAAUAAAUAAAGUAACGGAUUAGUUUUCCAACGAUUUCAGAAAGAAUUAAUGUGGUUGUUUCUUAUCAUAUUCAAUGAGACCGUGGUUUACACCACGGGUUGACCUUAGUUCGACAGCUACUAAAAAUCCGAGAAAACUGGACAGUUCUUUCGUCCUAGUAUGCAACUCCUCAGCAUUAUAUGUCCAUGACCACUAAUUUGUCUGUUCAUAACGACUUCUAUUCAGUAUGAACAAGAUACCGUUCCCUUACGGCCUUUCUGACUUUUUUUCAUAGCUAACUGGAACAGCAUCUGAUAAUAAUCCUACAACUCCUACCAUUUCGCCCAACAAUCCAGUAGUAGGCUUGACUGUGCCAUCUGAAUCUUUUAUGCAACCAACUCCACCACGGCCGCCUACGUCUGUACGUAUUCCUCCUCCUCCGGCGCCUCCACCAUUUGUUGUUGGGGGAUUAGAUAGUCAACAUUCUUUCAGUCCACCACCUCCCCUUCCUUCAACAUUAAAUGAACUAGCUUACCAUCAGCAUCAUAUCUUACCUGUGACCAAAUCCGACUCAUUCAUUCCACAACCUCCAGCACCACCACCAAUGUUAUUGAAUUUGAAACAGAUCAAUACGACUAUUACUAGUAGUGCUAGUAGCAACAGUAGUAGUGAGUUGACAAAAUCUUCUGAACAAUCAUCUGUCAAUUCUUGUGAAAUUAUCCAGUCGGAAAAAUUAUCCGCUAUUGAUAUAUUAAAAAAUCUAUGUCAAUCAUCAUCUUUACAAUCGUCAAAAUCAUCUUCCUCCUCAUCGUCGUUGUUAUCAUCAUCGUCAUCAUUCAAUUUUUCUUCUAAUGUUAUGACAACAUCAAUUUCUUCAUUUAUUUCUCCUUUUUCAUCUAUACCACUGUCAAUAUCCACAUCAUCAUCAUUAUCUACUGAGAAUGAUAUUACUUCUUCAUUGUCUAAUAGUAAUAUUCCAUUAUUAUCACCUAAUAAUAUUCAACAAGAUAUAAUAAUGAAUUCAUUAAAUUCUAUUAAAAAUCUACCCAUUUCAACUUCUUCUUCUUCAUCAUCAUCAUCAUCUUGUGAGACAAAUAUUCAUCAAAAUGUAAAUAAGAAAAUGAUAGAAGAUCCAUUUGCUGUUAUUUCUCGUUUAACUGGACUAUCAAAUUUAAUGAAAAACAUCCCAGCACAAUCGAAUCCUAUUACACUGUCAGUUACUUCCCCUGUUCCAUCCAGUAACCCUGUUCUGGAAUCUUUUCAUGAUACAAUUAUUUCUACUAGUACUACUAUCACAACAACAACAACUGCUGCCACUGAUUUAUGUUGGAAAACUAACCACCUAAUGAAUGAUCCAUUGUUAUUGUCAUCUACCAAUAAUGAUUUUAAAUCAAUAGAUUGCGUUCAAGAAGCAAUAACGACCAAUGCAACAAUAGCAACAACAACGAAUGUUUCUAAUAAUUCAUAUAUACCAUGUGUCAAACGAUCCAGAUUUUCAGAUGCUAUCAAUAUUGAAGAUAACAGUAAAACAAAUGUUCCAUCAUCAACCACCAAUGCAUUAUCUACUACUAAUGUGACUAUUUUAUCUUGUACUACUCCUACGACCACAACGACUAUCUCAUCAUCGUCUACCAGUUCUGAUCUACUACGUUGUUCGAUCGAUAAAAAAUCAUCAUCAUCUGUUUCUAAAACUUCAAUAAAUAAUGACAAUGAAAAACAAUCGAAAUUCUCUGAUUUUGAUAAAAUUAACUCUAUGAAUAGUAGUAAUGAUAGUGAUAGUUCUCCAGGCGGUGGUGAUACACCUACUUUAGAUGAAAGACAAGAUGAUUUAUUAUUAUCGGGUAAUAAUGAUAAAGAUCAAUCUCUGAUAUCAUUUCAUCCGUUUGGUACACCAGCAUCAAGUUUAGCGGAUUUUUUAAUUCCCAAUUCAUGUCAUGGAACGGAUCCAAAAUCUUUUCUGUCAAAUAUUCCUCAUAGUAUCGUUUCACAGACUUCAAUUACUCCUUCUCCUAUUCCAUCAUUAACAUCUGGAUAUAGAUUACCAUUUUGUAAUCUUUCAAAUUCUAUGAACAAUACUACUUCAAUUCCUGUUGUCAAUUCAAUGAAUAUACCUUCAACACAAUUAUCAAUGAUCCAACCAACUGUACUAACAGCGAAUAAUAAUCCUAACAUGCCUAUAACGAAUUCACAGGUAGCUCCUGGACUAACUCAUUCAAAUAUGAUGUUUUAUGAUCCAAUGACAAGAAUGCCUAUUACUCCUAGACCAUUAGUACCUGGACCUUUUAUGAUAUCACCUCAGCAAACACGUUCAAUAGCAACAGUUCCAGCACAGAAUAAUUUACAAUUACCAACUACACUAUUUCGUGGACAGAAUUGGUCACAAUCGUUAGUCAAUCAAACAACAUCGUUACAACGUCCUCCAUCUAAUGAUUUUUGGGCACUGAUGAGUACAGUUCCCCCACCUCCUCCUCCGCCUCCACCACCACCACCACAACAACCUUCAACUCUAUCCCAACUGCCUACACUUUCACCAUUUAAUCCAACUCAAAUACGUCAACCAUUAAUUGGAGGGAUGUUGCUUAAUCCAAAUUCAUGGAUGUUCUCUUCAACUAAUCGAGAUCAAAAAAAAUAAUAUGAAUUACAUCGGAUAGUACUUCCCAUCUUCAUUCUGUUGUUUAUAUAUUUAUAUCUUCUAUGGAUUAUCCAUUCAAAAUAUGAUAUACAUUAUACUUUACGUAUCAUUAUUUUCAACAUUGUACAGGAAAACAAUUCAUAUGACAAUCAGAUUCCAAACAAAACAAUUUACAUCAUAAUUACCAUAGUAUUCAACAAUUCCUAAUUAUUAUUGACCACAACUAACAAAUGUAUAUUUUGAUGAUUGUGUUCUUUUCUUUUUAUGAACCAAAAACAAAUUAUCUAAUCUUAGUUUUAAAAUAAUACAUGUAUAUGAGAUGAGUAGGGGUGUGUAUGUGUGUGUGUGUGAGUGUCUGUUUGUAUCCAUGUGAGAUAAUCAAUUUCACUUGGAAUUUUAAUAGUUUCCUACUUAAAAGUCCACUUUUUUUUAUAAAAAAAAAAGAGACAAACAAUAUAUAUGAAUGAAUAUAUAAAUAUAUGUGUGUUUGUGAGUGAACUCUUUCACAUGUUUUUUUUUCUUGUACAUUGUCAAAGCUUUUAAAAUGUAUUUUAUAUUAUGUGACCUUGUUUUUUGUAGUUUUGCAAGUGUUAUCUACAAUGAAUAUUAAUAUUGUUCUCAGGACAAUGAUGGUCAUGAUAGAAAAAUUAAGGUUCGAAUUAUAUUUUCCGUUCAUACUACUUACGACAAUGAUGGUAAAUCAGUUGAUGAAGUUGUGAAUCUUCAUCGACUGAGAUGGUUGGGCCACGUGUUCCGUAUGCCUGAACACCGAUUACCACGACGCGCCAUGUUGUCUAGUGUUGAAAAUGGUUAGAAGAAAGUUAGGGGCGGCCAAACCAAAACGUGGCAUCAGUGCUUGAAGACACUAACUCCUAGUCUGAGUCAUGUUGGUAGAUGCAGACUACUUGUUUGGGGUUCGCGUGACUAUCGUAACCAAUGGUUGGAGACUGUGGGUGACAUGGCUCAGAAUCGAUCAACAAUGGAGUAGGUGUAUACACCCUCUGUCUUACCUUAAACUAUGAGAUUAAAAUUGCUCCAUAUCUUUCUUUCCACAAACGGAUUAUUUCUUCCUGUACUAUUCAACUCUGUCCUGGCAAUCCUUUUCAUGUCUGCUUCCGAUUCACGACAAAAUAUAUUUUGAUCUACCUCUUCUCCGUUUCCCUUUAUGAUACCAAGUUAACACUUGCUUCAUUACUUGUCUGUAAUUUAUUUUUCUCUGAAUAUAAAUAUUGAGUCACGCUUGAUCAAAGCGAGUUGGUUCACUAGCCUUAUCUGCGCAACACUUUGUUUCUCUGAUUGUCUGUCUAGAUCAAUGAGUGUAUGAAUUAUACG
This is a messenger RNA of Schistosoma haematobium, 9673 nucleotides long. RefSeq lists its product as uncharacterized. The record is from RefSeq and is a predicted model, not a curated record. NCBI's taxonomy places the organism in Eukaryota, Metazoa, Platyhelminthes, Trematoda, Strigeidida, Schistosomatidae. Bases 6098 to 8341 code for a protein of 747 amino acids. The transcript is spliced from 4 exons.